AUGCAUUUUGAAGUGAUAUCCUUUUAUUUUCUCCUCUUCUCUUCCUCGCCUGGCCUCCAAUUGCCCGCGGUAUGUCCGGGGUAUCAGGUUCCUGCAACUCUCCAAUUAGUUACUCAAAACGUCCCUAAUGACUUCCUGACCGCAAAAGCUUAUAAUGGACCCGUAUUUCCUUUUGCCCUACCUAUUGCGCGCGCACAAUGGUCCGUUAGCCUUCUCUGCCUCUCUCACUCUCUCUCUCCCCCAUCCACCUUGCCCCGUUCAUUAGUGUGUUCGCCCCACACAGUGGCCCGCUCGUCCUUGCAUGCAUUUUCAAAUUUUCUCAAGGAAUUCAAAGUUUCAAAUCAGUUGUUUGAUUUUGGAAAACAGGACUGGAAAUCCAAAAAUUUCAAUGUUCUCUGGUUCGCGUUGUUUGGAAAAUUAUUUUGA
Messenger RNA from Caenorhabditis briggsae, 426 nucleotides. The record is from RefSeq and is a predicted model, not a curated record. The transcript is spliced from 4 exons. NCBI's taxonomy places the organism in Eukaryota, Metazoa, Nematoda, Chromadorea, Rhabditida, Rhabditidae. The coding region runs from base 1 to 426 and encodes 141 amino acids.